Molecule: messenger RNA, 2583 nt
Organism: Cooperia oncophora
Lineage: Eukaryota; Metazoa; Nematoda; Chromadorea; Rhabditida; Trichostrongylidae
Source: the annotation of a GenBank genome assembly
AUGAGUGACCCGGGAAGGCUGUCGGAUACUGACGUUGAGAUGAAGCAAAGAGAUGAAUCAGACGUUGAGUUGAAGCAAAGAGAUGAAUCUGACGUCGAGACGAAGCAAAGAAAUGAGUCUGACGUUGAGACUGAGCAAAGAGGUGUGUCUGACGUCGAGACGAUGCAAAGAAAUGAGUCUGAUGUGGAAACGAAGCAGAGGGACGAUGAUGAAAUUACCAGCCACGGUCGCAGUAAGGAGAAUAGCGAUGAUGACGAGAAGCUCUGUGAUCGCGAUGAAGCUAGAUAUAAGAAGGAUAUCACAGGCUAUGGUCGCAGUAAGCGGGAUAGCGGUAAUGGAGAGAAAUGCUUUGAUCGCGAAGAAGCCAGAUCUAAGAAGGAUGUCGCAAACCAUGGUUGCAAUAAGGAGGAUAGUAGUGAUGAAGAAAAAUUCCAUGAUCGCGAAGAGGGUACAUACAAGGAGGAUAGCACUAGCCAUAGUCGCAGUAAAGAGAAUAGCGGUGAUGAAGAGAAAUUCUAUGAUCGCGAGGAAGCUAGAUCUAAGAAGGAUGAUGAAAAGAAAGAAAGUAAAAAGAAAAGAAACGUUAGUUUGGAGCGAAGCGAUAGUAAAGUUUCCCUGAAAGAUCGAGGAUCUGAUAGAAAGGAAGACAAGAAAGAAAAUCUACCCGAACGUAUUCGAGAAAAGGACGGUAAUGGCAAGGAAAGGAGAAGCCGCGAAGAAAUUAAAGAUCGAAAUGAUGAUAAACGCAGGGAUCGAAGUGAUCGCGGACGAUCCAGAUCGAGAGAUAGACGAGACGACAAGCGAUCAUCUGCUAGGGAGCGAGAAGAACGUGAACGACGGGAUCGAGACAGACGUCGUAGUUCCAUAGAACGACGAAGAGAGAGGAGUCCUGACAGGUACAAGGAACACCGUAGCUCAUCUCGCUCCUAUAAAGACAGAAGAGAUGAUAGAAGGUGGGCGCUUUCCUACCGUCAUUUGUACAACGAAAUAACGAUCUAUUUAUUUAAUCAACUCGAUGGAAUGUUCAGGGGAGAUUCAUAUCGUGAUAAAGAUAGGUAUCGAGACAGAUAUCGUGGACGACGUAGUCGAACGCCUGAACACCGAAGACGUAGUGACAGGAAAGACAAGUCCAAAGAUGACGAUGAUGAUAUUAUUCCGAACGUUGAAUGGAAUCUUGAGGAAGACUCAGAUAAUGAAGAGAAGAAAAUCCAGGAGCAGAGGGAACGAAGGCAAAGGCUCCUGCAGCAAAUGAAUAAAACAGAAGACAAGAACGACGUUAAGACAAAAAUUUAUUCCGAUGAAAGCUCAGAUGAAGAAGAUGCAUUGAUCAGAGAAGCUCGUCGUCUGGUUGGACCGAGUGGCGCUGGAAGUGAAAGCCCAAUGAGCAGCAGCGCUUUGUCUUCUCCCGAAAGAGACGCUGGUGAUAGUACGCCUGGUGAUUUCUUUGCCGAUCUGAAAGAGAAAAUGGUUCAUUUAAAGGGACUAGAUGAGCAUUUUGUUGACGAGACGUUGCAGAAGGCCAAAAAGGAAGAAGCAGACGAUGCUAAACGUGAAAGAGAAUAUCAUGCGAAUGAUACGCCCGUUGAACCUCCCAAACCGAUUCCCCCUCCUAAACCGGUAACGAAGACGAAGACAGAGUUCGAUAUGUUCGCUGACGAUGCAGACCUCCCACAGGAUGGAAUAGUUGCCGACGAAGCCGUAUUAGAGUCACAAGGACAUCAUGCCGACGCCUUAAAAGACAACUGGGACGAUGCGGAGGGCUAUUACCGAGUACGUAUUGGCGAAGUACUGGACGGCCGCUACAGAGUAUUCGGGUAUACCGGAGCAGGAGUGUUUGGAAAUGUGGUCAGGUGCACAGAUCAGAACCGAAAUGACGUGGUCGCAAUCAAGAUUAUUCGAAACAACGAGAUUAUGCGUAAAACAGGUCUCCGAGAAUUGGAAGUUUUACGUAAGUUGAAUGAAGCGGAUAGAGAAGACAGGUUUCACUGUCUGCAGCUGUAUAGGACGUUCAAUCAUCACAAUCAUCUUUGCCUUUGCUUCGAGAAUCUGAGCAUGAAUUUGCGAGAGCUCCUCAAGAAGUAUGGUAAUAAUGUUGGUCUACACAUGAAGGCUGUUAGAAGCUAUGCCCAUCAACUGCUAAUGGCUUUACGACUCCUCAAGAAAUGUGGUCUUGUCCAUGCCGAUAUUAAGCCCGACAAUAUUUUGGUGAACGAAUCCAAGCUGAUACUGAAGCUAUGCGAUUUUGGAUCAGCUGGACACGUGCGGGAUCAGGAGAUUGCCCCGUAUCUGGUUUCUCGAUUCUAUCGUGCGCCAGAAAUCAUGUUGGGUAUUCCUCAUGAUUAUGGUAUUGAUUUGUGGUCUAUCGCAGUGACUAUUUAUGAAGUUUACACGGGAAAAAUCAUGUUCCCAGGAAAAAGCAACAACCACAUGCUUAAGGUGUGUGUAAGCCUGAUUUUAUUGCCUCUUUUAAAAUCUCACAAUCUGUUAAAAACAUUGUUUGCCAAAAAACAAAUCACGGCUGCAAAACGUCAGAAUUGCAAUAAGUGGUCACUCACAGGAGCCUCAAUUUUGACCAAGACUUGA